AUAGGCGGAGGAGACGAUGACGUUUUAAUCCAGCGACUGCACCGCGCGCUGUUUGGAGAGUUGUAUUUGGUGGUUCUUUCGUGUGAGCGCGCUUUUCAGGCAGGGUUGUAGUUAUCACUGUUGAACAGUUCGGGGUACCACCGCAGGCAUGUUUAGCCCCCGAACCGCCCCGGGCUCCGGCCGUAGGCAGCCGGUCAGGACCCCCGGGAGGAAGAGUGUCUCCGGUGCGGUCCCUGGCCUCCUGUUCUCCCCGCGCAGGACGCCGUUGUCGGCGAGAUCAACACCUACCCGAGUGCAGAGCCAUGCAGGGGCAGAAACUGUUAACUAUGAUGUGCAGACCUUUGGCUCAUCCCUCCCCGUCAAAGUCAUGGAGGCACUGACGAUGGCUGACGCUGAUGAUCAGAUCUCAGUGAAGGUGUGUGAGAGCGGCUGGGCCUGGAUGGUUUGUGGAGAGAGUCUGAUCAUCUGGAAGAUCUGCCAAACUGCUGUAGCUAAGGUCUCAGUUUGUAAGGAGUUGCAACUGCCCAGCAGUGAGUACAACUACACUGCUGACCUUGUGGCUGUGACUUCCACUGCUCCCCUGGAGAUGGCUGCUGUUCAGUCCAUCUCUGUCUUGGCGGUGGCUGCAGAAGGAGCGGUUCGCUACUGGCCCAGCCUCUCCCAGGAGGGCAACUACACAGAGACCGAUGUGGACCUGGGAGAUCUGUGCAACUUUGUUGUUGCUGUCAGAGGUGGAAGCUUUGUCUUGUCCUCAGUAAAGAAUCAGCUCUUGAGAGCAAGUGCAGAUUCUUCUGGGAAACUGCAGUGCCGAGCUCUGCAGCAGGGUCAGGGCAUGCUCUCUGGCAUCGGACGUCGUGUCUCCAGCCUGUUUGGCAUCCUCUCGACACCAGCCAAUGACACGCUCUGCAGUGUGCUGUGGGUGGGGGAAAGCAGCUCCCUGUACACACUCACUGAUUCCAGUCUGAGUAAAUGGGAGGUCGACGACAGCUCGGAGCACCAGAUCCUCAACUGGGACGCGCGCAGAGUUCUGAACGAGAGCAUCACAGACGCUAUAUGGGGGUCAGAGAGCAACUAUGAGGAGAUGAAGGAGGGAGCAAAUGUGGCAUACCUGGACAUGAAGCUCAGCCAAGCCGGGUUGGUGGUUUUGGCUGCAGCCUGGCACCCGUCCGACACUCCCUGCCUGGCCUACUUCUGCCUGGUCACCCUGCAGGACAACGGAGCCACCAUCUCUGACCAGUUCACCGUGGAGGUCACAAAGUACAGCUCUCCCUUCCAGAACAAGGAGACGCUGCAGGCCACUCGGCUGGUGUUGCCUCGUUCCCCCGGCUCCACAGCCUUUCUGUACACUGAGGACGUAGUGUUCGCCUGCUCAACAGGAACCAACAGGGUCGCAGUUCCUGAUGAGAAAAUCAGCUUUAACUCACCAGGUGAUGGUGUACGUGGAGCAGGCUGCUGUGCCAACCUGCCGGUCUUUUUCUCGCAAAACAGCGGUCUGGUGGCGGUGGUGGCCAGAGAGAGUGCCUCCAUCCUGCCAGAGACCAUGGAGGACUCGCUGUGCUCCUCGCUGGCUGCAGCCCCGGAAGUGUCGGCCAUGGAGACGCCAACCCGAGCCGAGCCUGUAGCUCAGGAGGACAAAACCAAACUCCUGAAGGCGGCCUUCCUGCAGUUCUGUCGUAACGACCUGGUCGGGGCUCAGACAGUCAUAGAUGAGCUGUUCCCAGCUGACGGCGAUGGGGAGGAGGGAGCUGAGCUGGACACCAUGGUGACUCAAAUCAACCUUGAUUUGGUGGACGAUUACCCGGCCUCUGACCCUCGCUGGGCCGAGUCUGUCCCCGAUGAGAGCGCUGGCUUUCCUCUCACUUCCCUCAUCAUCCUUCACCAACUGGAGGAUAAGAUGAAGGCCCAUGGCUGCUUCAUGGAGUUUUUGCUGCAGGUUGGACUGCUGGACCGACUCACUCAGGUGACUGUACGUUCAUCUCCCAUGGCAACACGCCUGCUGCUGUGUGAACAUGCGGAGAAGUUGCAAGCAGCCAUGGUGCUGAAAAAUCACCACACCAAACACUCUGAACUAGUGAACCGGGCCAUCAGCACGGCGCUGCAGAGGAACAACACCGCCGUGCCGCAAAGCCUCACCGCUGCUGACGUCUUCUUCAGAGAGGUCUCUCAGAUCUCCUUGGUGUUCGACUGUCUGCUGGAGGAGGAGGAGCGGAGUCUGAAGGAGAGUCCAGUGGACUCGGUGCAGUGGGCCGAAGUGGUCCUCACAGUCAACAACAUCGUCAAGGACAUGCUUCAAGCUGCUGGUCAGUACAGAGACAUGAAGGCCUCCAUGUACAGAGCGUCUGAAGAUGCUGCUGCAGAGCCUGAGUACAUCCCGUGGACAGCAUCAGGUGGCGUUGGCGGCGUUCGAACAGUCCUCUCGCGCCAGCACGAGAUCAUACUGCGCACAGUGUACCCACAUGCUGACUCAGAGCUGCGCAAUGCCCUUUGUGAGCAGCUGGUGGCGCUGUUGGAUAUCUACUUGGGCAGUUUUGUGGCCCAGCUAAACUCCCUGCAGCAGCAGAGGACCCAACAGGAGCGCUACAACAGCUUGGAGAUGGAGUACAGCCAGCGGCGCUCCGAGCUGCUCGCACCGCUCUUGGAGCUCGGUCAGUACCAGUGGGUGGCAGCGUUGGCUGAGAAGUACUGUGACUUUGACAUCCUGGUUCAGAUGUGUGAGCAGACAGACAACCAGAGCCGCCUGCAGCACUACAUGGCCAAGUUUGCAGAUCAGAACUUUUCCGACUUCCUGUUUCGUUGGUACAUGGAGAAAGGCAAGAGAGGGAAGCUGCUGUCCCAGCCGGCCGCUCAGCACCAGCAACUCGCCAGCUUCCUGCAGGCUCAUCAGCAUCUCAGCUGGCUGCAUCACAUCCACAUCCACGACUACCAAAGUGCCCACAGAACUCUCUACAGCCAAGCCAACAUGGAAACACGUUACUUUGUGAAAAAGAAGACACUGCUGGCUCUCAGUAAGCUGACUGCACUAGCGUCUGACCUGCCAGAGGACCAGCUCUCCAAACAAAUUGAUGACAUUGUGGAGCAGGAGCGCUUCCUGCUGCAUCAGGAGACUCUGCCUCGACAGCUGCUGGAGGAGAAGCAGCAGAACCCCGACACCAUGCCUCUGCUCAGUGCUCACAACCUCAUACAGCUGUACAUCUGUGACGACAACAGGCGAGCCAACGAGUACGAUUUCAAAAAGGCUCUGGAUCUGCUGGAGUACAUCGAUGAGGACGAUGCUGUGGACAUCGACGCACUCAAAUGUGAGAUUUUCGGCAAAGCACUUAGGAGAGACGACUGGUCUUCUGCAGAUGGGAACGACGACCCUCUGGAAGCAACAAAAGACAGCAUCUUUGUCAAGAUCCUCCUCAAACUCAUUCAGGAAGGCGUCUCUCUGCAGACCUAUCUGCCCGACAUCAAAGACCUCCUGGAGCUGGAUGAGCUCAGCAGUUUGAAAUCAAAGCCAUAUUUUGAAUUUGUCCUUCGAGCUAAUUAUGAACAUUACCUUCAAGCCCAGAUGUAACAACCACCAAACCCACCAGUGAAACAUUGUGCGAUUCAGCUUUUCUUUGCAUUCUACUCACUUUUCUUUAAAUUGUGCUCUUUUCUAAAUAAAUGUGUUGAUUUUGUGUACUUUUCAGUAUGGUUUCACUCUCCUAGUAUUCUUCAAAGACGCACAGCUGUCACACAUUUCACUGGCUUCUGUACAUAUUUGGAAAAAGAAGUGCUGCUGUAAAGAAAAUAGUUGUUUGUUAACAGGAGAGACAAGAAAUCCAUAUCGUGAAGCAAGACAUGAUUUCAGUUCUUUGCAUCAAAGUUGUUUUGUAUGACGGCUUUAUUAACAUUCACCACGUUUAGAACACAUUUGUCUUAUGACAAUGAAUCAAAUUUGCUCUAAUGUGUGUGUUUUGAUUCUUAGUGGAUACAUACAAAAGACACGUUUGCAUGCUGUAAGUUUGCACCUCCUUUUUCUAAGGAAGCCGUCAUUUAUAAGGACACUCGUGCAGAGUACAGAGAGAUCCUCCUGACUGCAGCCAUGUUUAGUGUGACAUACCAAGUAAGAUCAGGGUAGGACAACCUACCACAAACAACUAAAAUAAUCUUCCAAGUAAGAAAACAAUAUGACAACAGUUCCACAAAAGUAAAGCUUUCACUUCCUGCCUCUUUUUGUUUGUUUUUUUACUUAAAAAGUGGCACAGACCUGAGCCUCUGAGAUACUGGCUCGACAAGCUGCCCUGUACUCAUCAGGGCUUCCUCCUGUUGGGCGACAAAGAGCAGAUGUUUGUUAUAAAUAGAUCUGAGCUCCUCUAGCUGGUUGACUGCCACGCUGACAGAGAUCCUCCGCAGUGAUCCACUUUCACGGCUACACAGGCUACAGGCAGCUUUCAGGAUCCAGCGCUGCUAAAUAUAGUCACAGUAGAUUAGAUUGGCACUAGAGCUGUACAUAACUGUCAAUUUAGUUUGUAUGACUCUAAUCUUUCCUAUGUUAUAGGUAAUUUACUUUUUAUAUUUUCAAAUGGAGAAUGAUAAUCCCAGAAUAAUUUACAAAUGACUUCAUUUUAUUAUGGAUUUCAAAUGGUUGAUAAAAGAAAAAUGUAUUUAUUAUUGUAAGAGAAGAAAACAGGCACUAUAUGUUUAAGGCUUAAAAAAGGAAGAUGGUAAAUUCAAUUCAGUUUUAUUUAUACAGCGCCAAAUCACAACAACAGUCACCUCCAGGUGCUUCAUACUGUAAGGUGCACCCUACAUACAAUCAUAUGACUCCCUAUGAGCAAGUAUUUUGGCGACAGUGGGAAGGAAGAAACCUCCAGAAAGAGAAAUGGGGAAAAAUAGUACAACAAAACUGAAAGAACAAUGUAGUUACAUUGUAUUCUACUUUCAACUGCUGUAGAUACUGGUUCCAUUGGACAUUUGCAUAUUUGAAUAUAAAGGGUUCAAACUGUAUGUAGUAUGAAACAGGGUGAACUAUUCCCUCGCCACCAGCUGCUGUCUUGCACACAUGCUGAUGCGUCAUUAACAAUAAUCUGUUCACCUUAAUGAUGCCUUUUCUACAUUGUUCCCCUACAUACAUGUAAAAACUGAAGGAUGUGCCCUAAAUAUGUUUUGGACUUUGCUUUUAAGGGUCAAUGUUUGUCCCAUCACUGGACACUAUCAGCCUUAAUGUUUUUAAAUAAUCAGUGUUAUGUCAUAUAACAUUCAAUCUGACUGCUGUUUUCAAGAAAUGUACGUCUAUGGAAUAAUUUCUCCUGAGAUUUCAGCUCCCAGCUUUAAGUGUUUGUACUUCAGCUCCUUUCAUUUUUUCAGAUGACUUCCUUCUAUGCAUGUUAUUUACCUGCUGUUUCUGAUUUGAUGUACCAACUUAAACAUUUCAGUUGCAACUGUUCGCUUCAGCUGCUUUCAAGCCAUUUGGUGCAUCUUUGUGUCCUUGUUUUUAAUGUCAGUCAUUACUGUAAUAGCAGUAGUAUUU
This is a messenger RNA of Haplochromis burtoni (Burton's mouthbrooder), 5497 nucleotides long. RefSeq names its product nucleoporin 133 (gene nup133). Bases 149 to 3556 code for a protein of 1135 amino acids. Gene Ontology annotation, biological process: protein import into nucleus; transcription-dependent tethering of RNA polymerase II gene DNA at nuclear periphery; poly(A)+ mRNA export from nucleus. The transcript has 25 exons. Lineage: Eukaryota; Metazoa; Chordata; Actinopteri; Cichliformes; Cichlidae. Gene Ontology annotation, molecular function: protein binding; structural constituent of nuclear pore. The record is from RefSeq and is a predicted model, not a curated record. Gene Ontology annotation, cellular component: nuclear pore outer ring.